Messenger RNA from Schizosaccharomyces japonicus yFS275, 1605 nucleotides. RefSeq names its product tRNA methyltransferase Trm2. Gene Ontology annotation, molecular function: double-stranded DNA 5'-3' DNA exonuclease activity; single-stranded DNA endonuclease activity; tRNA (uracil(54)-C5)-methyltransferase activity, S-adenosyl methionine-dependent. The transcript is spliced from 5 exons. Gene Ontology annotation, biological process: RNA processing; tRNA processing; RNA modification. NCBI's taxonomy places the organism in Eukaryota, Fungi, Ascomycota, Schizosaccharomycetes, Schizosaccharomycetales, Schizosaccharomycetaceae. Bases 88 to 1545 code for a protein of 485 amino acids. The record is from RefSeq and is a predicted model, not a curated record.
GUUCACUGUGUUGGUUCACAGCUUCCCGGUCUCUUUCUUUCGCCUUCGGUCUUCCAACCAAAACCAAAAUUUUUGAAAUUGAGAAACAUGGCUACUGCAGUGCAUCCUGCUUCUCCUUUGCAAAACCAAAAAGUUAAACGCUUUCGUGGUCCCGGUAAAAAGAAAAACAAGAAGAAAAAAGUCGAAGAGGGAAGUGCAGAACACAUCUUGCAGCUUGAUGUCAAACGUGUUCUGAACGGCAAAACUUGCGAUCAAGUUCCAUAUGAACGUUUUCAAGAGAUUGAAGUGAGUAUUCAAUACCUCUCAUCUUCAGGUGAUGGAAUUGGUCUUGUGAACGAUGAUUCAUAUGCUGUGGUCGUCCCGUUCACUCUUCCGGGCGACAAAGUUCAUGCCAAGUUGCAUUUUUUGACAGAGACGUAUGCUCUCGCAGACUUUUUGGACGUAAUUGAACCUUCUAAAGAAAGAGACAAUUCAUUAAUCAGAUGUAAAUAUUUUGCUAAAUGUGGUGGCUGCCAGUAUCAAAUGCUGGAAUACAGCAAACAACUUGAGCAAAAAAGGAACGUCAUUAUUAAGGCUUUUGAAUACUUCUCUCACUUGCAACCCGGUCAGCUUUGUGAAAUUGGUCCUACGGAAAGCAGUCCUAUGGAAUACAACUAUCGUACCAAAAUUACACCUCAUUUCGACGUUCCCAGAGGCGGAAUUCCUGAAGGGACUGACUUAGUAAUUGGUUUUCAAGAGAAGGGUCGUCGUCGUGUUUUUGACAUCGAAGAGUGUUCCAUUGCUACAAAAUGCAUCAACGAAUCCAUGCCGAGUAUUUUUGCUGCUACUCAAGCAAAGAAAUCGGAAUAUAAGAGAGGUGCUACUAUCCUUCUGCGCGAUGUGUUUGACGAAAACAAUGAGCACAAAGUUGAGACAGAUCACAAGGCCGUCGUGAAAGAGGUCUUUGGAAAGUUUACUUUUAAGUUCCCUGCUGGUGCAUUUUUCCAGAACAAUAACUCUAUUCUUCCUAAGUUUACCUCUUUCGUUCACUCUCAACUUUUCAAUUCCUUCGGCGAUGAAAAGUUUGAAGCGCCCAAAUACCUCGUUGAUGCUUACUGUGGCUCUGGGCUGUUCAGCAUCACUUGCAGCGAGGGCUUUCAAUCCGUUAUUGGUGUAGAAAUUUCUUCUGACAGUGUGGCCUAUGCUAAAACAAAUGCUGAAGCUAAUGGUAUUAAGAAUGCAGAAUACCUUGUCGGCGAAGCAGAAAAAAUCUUUGCUAAAAUUGAAACGCCCGCUGCUGAAACGGCCAUGAUCAUCGAUCCUCCUAGAAAAGGAUGUGACACGGCAUUUUUGGAUCAAUUACUUACAUACAGUCCUGCUCGUGUCGUUUACAUCUCCUGCAAUGUCCACACACAAGCUCGCGAUAUUAGCUACAUUCUCAACCAUGAAUUGGGCAAGGACUACAAAAUCAACGACGUCCGAGGUUUCGAUCUGUUCCCUCAGUCUCACCAUGUGGAAAGUGUGUUGACAUUCACAAAAUGCAAAAAUGAACAGGCAUCUGCAUAAAGGAAUACAUUGUGUGUUUAGGGUUUCUGGUAGAAAUUAAUUGGUAAAAUAAAAUCGUAU